AUGCCACGUCAGGAGGAGAUAGAACGAUAUUUGGAUGACACCGCAUCCUCUCUUGUCCUUGAUCAACAGCAUGUGGAAAUGAUGGACGAGCAGAUUUCUUUAACAGAACUGAUAGGCGCGAUUAAACGUCUCAAAAAUAACAAGGCCACGGGUCCGGAUGGUUAUCCUUCUGAAUUUUAUAAAAAUUUUCAAGAUAUCUUGGCUGGUCAUCUCCUAGAUACUUUGAAUGACGUCCUAUCAAAGGGAGUUAUGCCUCACUCGUGGUUUGAAUCAACUAUCUCGGUGAUACAUAAAGAAAACAAGAACCCGACGGAUCCCGCUUCCUACAGGCCCAUUGCGCUUCUUAAUCACGACAAUAAAAUACUUACUUCCAUCAUGGCAAACAGACUGAAGACCUUCAUCACUAAUUACAUCAGCCCAGAUCAGACUGGUUUCAUUCCGGGCCGACAGAUUACAGACAACAUCCGGAGGACGUUAGACAUCAUUAUUCAUCAAAGAACUGCUAGGAAAGAAACGUUACUUUUGGCCUUGGACUUUGAAAAGGCAUUCGAUUCAGUGGAAAUCCCCUAUAUUAUGUCUCUCCUCCAAAAAAUGGGGUUUGGGACUAACUUUCUGAGAGUCAUAAAGACCAUCUACGCUAAGAACACAGCCAGAAUUAGAGUGAACGGAUGUGCUCAUGCAGCACAAGGGAAAUAUGCCCAGAUGCUCUUUAAUGAACUUUUUGAAGACUAUUCAAAUGCUCUUAGACCAGUGGAAGAUACAGACACAGUACUGAAUGUCACCCUUCAGAUCACCCUCUCCCAAAUUAAAGAUAUGGACGAAAGGAACCAGAUUUUAACAGCCUACUUAUGGAUUCGACAGACUUGGCACGAUGCCUAUCUGAAGUGGGACAAGGAUAAAUAUGACGGGCUAGACUCUAUCCGAAUUCCCAGCAACCUUGUAUGGAGGCCAGACAUUGUCCUAUACAACAAGGCUGAUGAUGAUUUCUCUGAGCCCGUGAACACCAACAUCGUAUUGAGGUAUGACGGGAAAAUCACUUGGGACGCACCAGCUAUAACAAAGAGCUCGUGUGUGGUGGACGUCUCUUACUUCCCCUUUGACAGCCAGGAGUGCAAUCUUACCUUCGGUUCCUGGACCUAUAAUGGUAACCAGGUGGAUAUAUUCAAUAUCUUAGACAGUGGCGACCUCUCGGACUUCAUAGAAGAUGUGGAGUGGGAGAUUCAUGGCAUGCCAGCUGUUAAGAACGUGAUCACGUACGGCUGCUGCUCAGAGCCUUAUCCAGAUGUUACGUUCACCCUUAUUUUGAAAAGGAAAUCAUCUUUCUACAUAUUUAAUCUCCUCCUUCCUUGCCUCUUGAUCUCUUUCCUGGCCCCGCUGGGAUUCUACCUACCGGCAGACUCAGGAGAAAAAGUUUCUCUUGGCGUCACUGUUCUGCUGGCCCUAACCGUGUUCCAGCUAAUGGUUGCGGAGAGCAUGCCUCCCUCCGAAAAUGUACCACUGAUCGGUAAAUAUUACAUUGCUACUAUGACAAUGAUCACAGCAUCCACAGCGUUGACCAUCAUUAUAAUGAAUAUUCACUACUGUGGAUCAGGAGCCAAACCUGUCCCGCAAUGGGCAAGGGUGGUUAUUUUGGACUACAUGUCAAAGAUCUUCUUUGUUUACGACGUGGGCGAAAACUGUACAGGUUUGCAACGAGCGGAAGGCCACGGCUCAAAGCUGAGAAAAGCCGAUACGUGUCCAAGACAGGAAGAAACAUACGAAGGGGGAAGGAGAUCUCUUGCUAAGGUCAAAAGCAACGGCAGUGACCUGAGAAAGAAACUGUCCAGGGAUGUGAACUAUGGAUACAGAGUCCCUUGUGAAAAUGCAAAGGAUACUGUCAGCUGCUGCUCAUGUUACAGAAUACUGAUCAAGAAUAUUGAAUACAUUGCAAAUUGCGUAAGGCGCCACAAAGCCAACCACGCAAAAGGAGUGGAGUGGAAAAAAGUGGCAAAAGUGAUGGACAGGUUCUUCAUGUGGAUUUUUUUCAUGAUGGUCUUUUUCAUGAGCGUUCUGAUUAUUGGCAAAGCACUUUAA
Molecule: messenger RNA, 2073 nt
Organism: Gekko japonicus
Lineage: Eukaryota; Metazoa; Chordata; Lepidosauria; Squamata; Gekkonidae
Gene: CHRNA9
Product: cholinergic receptor, nicotinic alpha 9
Exons: 5
Coding region: 1-2073 (690 amino acids)
Biological process (GO): chemical synaptic transmission; regulation of membrane potential; signal transduction
Cellular component (GO): synapse; neuron projection; postsynaptic membrane
Molecular function (GO): acetylcholine-gated monoatomic cation-selective channel activity; transmembrane signaling receptor activity
Source: RefSeq, a predicted model, not a curated record